Molecule: messenger RNA, 1306 nt
Organism: Suillus discolor
Lineage: Eukaryota; Fungi; Basidiomycota; Agaricomycetes; Boletales; Suillaceae
Exons: 16
Coding region: 219-1076 (285 amino acids)
Source: RefSeq, a predicted model, not a curated record
UUGUAUCUUUUACCAAGUCACUUUCCAGCUGGUAGUACAUCUAUACUAUUUAUACUGCCAUCAUGAAGUUUCAGCUCAGUUCAGCUCAUUGUCCUACAUAGGAUACUUUCGAACUCAACGGACACAAAUUGGGAUCAAAAAAAAGUUGACCGCUCACUGAUAGUUAAGAAGGCUCAUGUCAGUGAUGUGUGUGAAAGACAUCUUUCGACCUCUUUGAGAUGGAGUAUUCGAUUGACGAUGUCGCAGCAGCAAGGAGUUUGCAGUUCGCCAAGUACAUAUAUACGGCGAUGGCUACAUUCUGGAUCUAUGAUUAUGCAUGCUCACUUCAUGAAGAGUGGUCAUUUCUCCUUCGAUCGCACUGGAGCAAGAUAAAAUGCUUGUAUAUUGUUACAAAAUACCUUCCCUUUAUCUUUAUCAUCACAGGUCUAUACACGAGCUUUACCCCGAAUGAGAACCCAAUUAAAUGCGGGAUGUUGGUCAAUAUUACCUCAGUGCUCGGCAUGAUAGCAGCCACUUGCGCCGACUGUUUUUUUAUCAUCAGGACGUAUGUGUUCUGGAACAAAAAUAAAAUCUUGCUCGCAGCCAUCGUGGGCACCUAUCUCUUGUGUCUCAUAGGAUCCGUCAGCAUUAUCGUCGACGCUACCGCCUCCGUAGCAUAUGUGACUAGCCCGAUCCCGAGCAUCACAGGGUGCUACCAGAGUUCAACCAGUGACCGGAUGUUUAUCCCAUUUGUUCUCUUUUCUGCGUUCGGAAUGGGACUCAUGAUCCUCACGCUCAUACGUGCCUUACAGAGCUGGUGGAGAAACACAAGCCGUCUGUACAUUGUCCUGAUGAACCAUAACAUAUUAUAUUAUGCUUGCGUUUUCCUAUUCUCGAUAAUGAACAUCUUCACAUCGUUGCUCCUCCAGGAAACCUAUCAGACCGUUUUGGAUGGUAUCCAGUUCCUAGCCCUUGCGACUGUUGCCACACGCAUGCACAACCAUCUCUGGCAGACAAACCAACGUUCACGCGGCUCUACUAGCGACUUCGUUCAUAUUCAAUUGUCCGACAUAUCAUCUGUGAAUGGCACAGUGUGAUAUCUUAUCAUGUGAUUUAUCCAGUGUCGUUCGUGGAGCGAGGCUUGGACCGUACAAGAUAACUGGUGGGGGUGGGUCUGGUAGAGUUCGUUCGCUAUGUGUGUAAUUUACAGGAUGAGUCUGUCGCGGGGCGGGAGGAGCAUUUGGAUGGCCUUUUCUUUUUGACAACUGUAGUUUCAGCUGCUGUAUGUACACUAUCAUUUAUGCUACGACAAAUUCGACUUGAUCAC